This is a messenger RNA of Phytophthora nicotianae INRA-310, 2244 nucleotides long. RefSeq lists its product as hypothetical. The transcript is spliced from 3 exons. The record is from RefSeq and is a predicted model, not a curated record. Bases 1 to 2244 code for a protein of 747 amino acids. NCBI's taxonomy places the organism in Eukaryota, Oomycota, Peronosporomycetes, Peronosporales, Peronosporaceae.
AUGAGCCCAACGCGGGCGCGAGUCUCGGAGAGUGAAGGACGUUCUGAUAGCUCUGCAGCAGAGCAGCAGCCAGUGCCAGUCUCGGCAGACGAGACGCUCGUACAGGCGAUUGCGACCGCCGUUGUUCGCGCACUAGGUGCGGUCCAGACUGGCCCACAGCAAGUUGGUGAAAAUCAACCUGACAGGCGACCCGUCCGAGAAAUCUGCCUCCCCUCUCCCAGACCACAAAGAAACUUGGACGCUGAGCUCACAGCAUCGCUCACCCCGUACGGCACAAGCUUGAACGCGCCGUUCGAUCCUCGAAGCCCCUCCCCUAGUGCUUACGAGCCCGGCACGAGGACGUCGGACGCCACGACCACCAAGAGCGACACGAUGGGCACGUGGCAGAUGAGCAAGAUCCAGCUGGCCUCGACGAAGUUCGACGGCAAGAUGGAGAACUGGAGUCGCUGGAAGACAGAGAUGCAGACGAUCUUUCACUGGCAGGGCCUCCUGCAGCUGGUCCAAGGCCGUGAGGACCAGGAAUGGAAGAACUGUUACGAGACGCGUGAGCGCAAGGCCCACACGGAGGUCGUGUUGUCGCUUCACGGCGACCUGUUGGAUAGCUUCAAGAGCGACAUUGAGAGCGCGCGUCCCGCCCAGCUAUGGACAGCGCUGCUUCGCACCUACGAUGGCUUGCAGGCCACCAACUCAGUGUACUUGAAGCAGGACAUGUACUCACGCCGCCUGAGGCAGGGCGAGGGCGUGAUGGACUACGUUAGCGAUCUUCAGCGCAUGCGACGCGAGCUGGAGCGCAUGGACGUAUCGCUCCGUGCAGGAGAGAUGGCUAGCAUUGUGUUGUCACAUGCAGUGAAUGUGUACCCAUCGAUUGCUAAUGAGCACACGCAGCGUGUGUCUCGUUUACGUGGAGGUUACGACCGUGACCAACGUGUGCAAGAUUCCGUCAACCUUCUACUCGUCGCCGAACGAACUGCUCAAGAACAUCGAGAUCGUGGUAGCCAUGAUGAUGGACGUGGUAUUCAGCGCCAAGUGAACGUCGUGACUCACCACGGUGCUGGUGGCAACCAGCAGAACCAAGGCAAUAACAGACAACAGCAAGGUGGUAAGCGCCGCCACAGUGGUAACAACGGCCAAGGCAACUCCAAAAAGAAGCGCAGUGAAGAAGACGUGAGAAAGAGACGCACAGCGAUUGAGGAGUUGAAGCGCACGACUGAGUGUAAAUCGUGUCACAAGCGUGGGCACUGGUGGAAGGAAUAUCCGAAGCGUCAGUCGACGAACUCAGCAAAGAUUCGCUCCAUGGCAACCGCAGUGUUGCGUCGUGUUGAGCGUGCGGUCGACACCGAGAGCAGUAGCCGUACUGUCAAUCAAGACUCGAGUGCUGAACGCCCCCAAGCGGAUAUCGUCGACACGCAUCCUAUAUAUACUCGACAUGAACUUACUGCUCUUGUUGGUCGAGAUGUUGAAGAGCGACUCGCACGUGCACGCGACACGCAACGAGAAGACGAGUCGAUUGAGUACUCACCGACAUCGCCGCCGGACAAUGAGGAUGAAAAUGAACGUGGAGGUAGUGGCCUACCUAUUGUUCGUCGCGUGUUGACUGUGGCUAAUGGUGGCGCUGAAGCGGUGCCGGCCGAAGAGAUCGAGUGGAUAAACGUUACUGGUGAGCUACAACUACUGCACAACGUGAAGGAACUACAACAUGCAGAAUUUCUCGAAGGAGCUACCGGCACUUGCGAGCGUGUUGGUAUCGCUGGAUCCGUCCUGCUGCCUGUUUUGAAUGAAUUGACUGGACUGGUGGAGAUGCGUCUACUGGAUGAAGUGCGCUAUUCAGCUGGAACCAAGGUGAACUUGAUGUCCCAGACGUACAUGCAGUUCAAGUGUGGGUUCAAGUUGGUCAUGUCGGACGACCAGUUAGUAACGUGGCUGAUGAAGCCCAACCUGCAGUUGAAGUUUGUGCUGCGUGAUGGCCUGUACCGCAUGCGGGUGCAGCGCCAUCAGCAACUGGUACUGGGCGUCCAGAAGCGGACCGAUGUGCCAAGCGGUAUGGAACUGCUCCAUUCGCGCCUGAACCACGUGAGCAUGGACACCAUCAAGCAGAUGGUGAUGAACAACGUUGAGUUUGGAGUUAAGGUGAACAUGAAAGACCUGAACCUCUAUGACUGUAUUCCAUGUGUUGAGUCUAAGAUGAAAAGGAUGACUUAUCAUCGGAAUCCCCGCCGUGCAACGAAGCCAUUGGAGAAGAUCUGA